This is a messenger RNA of Orussus abietinus, 654 nucleotides long. RefSeq names its product 5-hydroxytryptamine receptor 2A-like. The transcript has 2 exons. Gene Ontology annotation, cellular component: dendrite; membrane. NCBI's taxonomy places the organism in Eukaryota, Metazoa, Arthropoda, Insecta, Hymenoptera, Orussidae. The record is from RefSeq and is a predicted model, not a curated record. Gene Ontology annotation, molecular function: neurotransmitter receptor activity; G protein-coupled serotonin receptor activity. Gene Ontology annotation, biological process: G protein-coupled receptor signaling pathway, coupled to cyclic nucleotide second messenger; chemical synaptic transmission. The annotation marks the transcript as partial.
AUGGGAAGUGAAUUGUUUUCGGAAGUGCCGGUGUAUUCCCCGGAUAUUCCUAAAAUGUGGGAGUACCCGAUAGAUGUAGUCUCCGAAAGUUACGGGGACUUUGUCAGUGAAACAAGCAGAGGUGAUUCGCUGGUAGAGACAGUGACGGGAAUAUUCAACGAAAGUGAGUACAAGGCUUCGACUCUGUACACAAAGGACGCCGAGGACCAAGAGGAGGUGGACGUCCUGAACAACUGGUGGGCCAUGUUUGCCCUGGUGCUGGUCAUCGGCACUGCGGCGGGGAACAUCCUGGUGUGUCUUGCCAUUGUCUGGGAGAGACGCCUGCAGAACGUUACCAAUUACUUUCUCAUGAGCCUCGCCAUCACCGACUUGAUGGUCGCCGUCUUGGUCAUGCCUCUGGGCAUCCUCACCUUAGUCAGGGGAUACUUUCCGCUUCCUGCGGUUUACUGCCUCGCUUGGAUAUGCCUGGAUGUGCUUUUCUGCACGGCCAGCAUAAUGCAUCUGUGCACCAUCAGCGUAGACAGGUACCUCAGUCUGCGCUACCCCAUGAAAUUCGGUCGCAACAAGACACGUCGACGAGUCACCCUGAAGAUCGUUUUCGUGUGGCUUCUCAGCAUCGCGAUGAGUCUGCCACUUUGCCUCAUGUAUUCGAAG